Messenger RNA from Sphenostylis stenocarpa, 243 nucleotides. The record is from the annotation of a GenBank genome assembly. Lineage: Eukaryota; Viridiplantae; Streptophyta; Magnoliopsida; Fabales; Fabaceae.
AUGUGUGGUGGCCAUAUAAAUGGGAUGUUUGGUUUUUUCUUCACAGAAGGACCUGUUUGCAAUUUCUCUGAUGCUAAAAAGAGUGACUUAGCCAAGUUUGCCAAGUUCUACAGGGGAAUGUUGGAGCAAGGUGUGUAUUUUGCACCUUCACAGUUUGAGGCUGGGUUCACCAGUUUGGCACAUACUACUGAAGACAUCAAGAUGACAAUAGAAGCUGUUGAGAGGGUUCUGCGGCUUAUAUGA